UUAUAUUAGAAUGACCACAAAACCUGAAGAUCCAAUUAUUGAAGUUAAGAAAGCAGAAAAUAUAACUAUAUACUGUGCCACUAAUGGAAGAGAUGUGGAAUGGGAAAAGAAUGGUGUUAAGAUUAAUGGGACUGAUUUGGAUAAGGAUGGAGACAACGAUGUAUUGGUCAAAGAAAACAACACUCUGAUAAUCGUAAACAGUGAGGUGACAGAUGCCGGGGUUUACAGUUGUUUUAUUGAACAUAUACUUGAUGGAAAGUCUUUAAUUGAAAAGGAAUCAGUAGAAAUCCAAGCUGUUGUAGCAGUGGAGCUUGAGCAGUCUGUUAAUCUAGAGGAAGGUGAGACUGCACACAUCAAAUGUGAAAUACAAGGAUAUCCUGUACCUUCUGUAGUUUGGUAUAAAGAGAGUGAAGAAAGUGGUACAGUGGAACUUGUAAAUGGCACUGAAAAAGGGCGUGUAUGGAUAUCAGUGGAAGUCAAACCAGAGAUGAUUAUAUCCACUUUAAUUAUUAAGAGUGUUCAGCAUGAGGACAGAGCUUUAUACAAUUGUACUGCAGCAAAUGAUUACACAUACGACUCUGAAGAGUGUAUGCUACGAGUUAAAGAUCGUUUGGCUGCUCUUUGGCCAUUUAUUGGUAUUUUAAUUGAAGUUGUUGUAUUAUGUGCAAUUAUUCUGAUUUGUGAAAAACGACAGAAAGGAAAACAAGCUCAAGAUGAAGAUGAUGAUGAAUUACCUUCAAAGAAACUGAAUGAUAAUUCAAGCAAAGAAGCUGAUAUCAGACUACGCAAUAUUAACUCCUAAACAUCAACACUAUUCACAACUUUUCACUGUGUUUGUUGUACUAAUUGUUAGGAUGACUGACUAAAAUGUGUUUUAUUUUUAAUUUCACAUCUGUGUUUAUAGCUGAAAUCUGAAUUAUAUAUUGAUGUUACCAUAAAUGUUCAAACGGAGAUACUGAUUAUCUCGUGCAUUCAUCUUCAGUUUAUACUGUGCAUCACAUUUGCAGUUAUUGAUAACGCAUAAACACUUCCAACUAUGUACUGUUAAAACCAUUGUUUUUCACUGGCAUUUUAAUUUCACUGUUUCGGUAUUGUGA
This is a messenger RNA of Saccoglossus kowalevskii, 1097 nucleotides long. RefSeq names its product neuroplastin-like. Gene Ontology annotation, biological process: cell-cell adhesion. NCBI's taxonomy places the organism in Eukaryota, Metazoa, Hemichordata, Enteropneusta, Harrimaniidae. Gene Ontology annotation, cellular component: plasma membrane; cell-cell junction. Gene Ontology annotation, molecular function: cell adhesion molecule binding. The record is from RefSeq and is a predicted model, not a curated record.